This is a messenger RNA of Babesia ovata, 366 nucleotides long. RefSeq names its product major facilitator superfamily member protein. Gene Ontology annotation, molecular function: transmembrane transporter activity. The transcript has a single exon. Bases 1 to 366 code for a protein of 121 amino acids. The record is from RefSeq and is a predicted model, not a curated record. Lineage: Eukaryota; Apicomplexa; Aconoidasida; Piroplasmida; Babesiidae.
AUGACAAAAGGCACGUUAGAUUCUGCAAGCGCAGACGCAGGUGCAUCUACAACUGCAAAAAUUGAGUAUAAGACUUUGGGAAAAGCUCUGUACAACCUUGUGUCGUUUUUCGAAGGUUACGAUCAACAGGUCUUGUCCAUGUGUAUGAGGGCUUUCGAGUUGACAUUGGGUUUCUCUCAGUCUCAGUUGUCUACGUUGGCAACCGUGUCUACCAUGUCCCGCAUGGGUUGCUGCUUAAUUUGGGGCUUGCUAGCAGACACGCUUAACUCCAACUUGGUACUUGGAGCCGGUUUGUUAGUUAUGGGCAUGGCUUCGAUUGUGCUCAGCUCCGCGUCGCAGUAUAGAUCGGUGAGUUGCAAAUUCUAA